Acomys russatus (golden spiny mouse) is the source of this 546-nucleotide messenger RNA. Its product is annotated as zinc finger protein 799-like. The record is from RefSeq and is a predicted model, not a curated record. The coding region runs from base 1 to 546 and encodes 181 amino acids. Lineage: Eukaryota; Metazoa; Chordata; Mammalia; Rodentia; Muridae. The transcript has 4 exons. Gene Ontology annotation, biological process: regulation of DNA-templated transcription.
AUGGCGCCACCAAGGUCCAGCUAUCCUACAAGCAAACGGACCAAGAAGCACGCUGGAGAUGCAGUGACCUAUGAAGAUGUGCAUGUGAAAUUCACUGUGGAAGAGUGGGCUUUGCUGGAUCCUGCCCAGAAGAGUCUCUACAGAGAUGUGAUGCUGGAGACCUGCAGGAACCUCACUGCUAUAGGCAUGAAAGAAGCCACACUGGAGAGAAACCCUAUGAAUAUACUCAAGGUGAUAAAGCCUUCACCUGUCACAGUCAGGCUCACAGGCAUGGAACAAUUCAUCCUGGAGAGAAACCCGACAAAGUCACUCACUAUGGUAAAGGCUUUGCAAGUCACAGUAGUCUCAAAAUACAUUUGUCUGACUUCUAAGGCUGGGCCCUCAGAGGCCUUCUGCUGGGUCAUCACCACCAUGCUCUGGGGAAGCCAGACCACAGCUGUCCCAGCUGCCAGCCAGCUGGACAUAGCAUCCCUUGGGAGACCUGAAUCAGAGGCUUCGGACUCUUGUGAGGCAGCUGGUGCGGACCCUGCCUGUAUCCUGGGAUAA